Papaver somniferum (opium poppy) is the source of this 2590-nucleotide messenger RNA. RefSeq names its product sucrose transport protein SUC3-like. Gene Ontology annotation, molecular function: sucrose:proton symporter activity. The transcript has 14 exons. Gene Ontology annotation, cellular component: membrane. The record is from RefSeq and is a predicted model, not a curated record. Bases 292 to 2088 code for a protein of 598 amino acids. Lineage: Eukaryota; Viridiplantae; Streptophyta; Magnoliopsida; Ranunculales; Papaveraceae.
AAAAGAAAUAUGGGACCUAAAUUACUAACAAGGGAAGGAAAAAACUAGGAUUGCUAUUCAAGUACUGAUCUCCCGUGCACCCGCCAAAUUUGAGUAUUACUCUCUUUAUGUAUUUCAGAUCUUGGUACAAACCUUAAAAUAACAAAUCACUACCUCAUUCAGAAGGGACUCCGGAAAAAGAAGAAACCUAGGAAUGGGAUCUGUAUUUUAUUAAUGGAAUUUCACUGAAUUUUUGUAGAUUUUUUAUUAUUCUUUUAAGAAAUAGUUUUUGGGUGAGAAUUGAACGGAAAGAUGGAGAAUUCAGUACCGGUACGAUAUCCAUACAAGAAUCUAAGAGAAGAAACGUUACGAGAAGAAGUAGAAAUGGUUAGAUUAAGUGAUGUAAAUCAUCAUAUUGAUUUGCAUUCUAGAUCUUCAUCAGCCGAUGUUAAUGGAUCUCCAUCUUCAAAUAAUAACAAUAAUAAUCAUAGAAAUAUUAGUAUGAAGACAUUGAUUCUAAGUUGUAUGGUUGCUGCUGGUGUUCAAUUUGGAUGGGCAUUACAACUUUCCCUUUUAACUCCUUAUAUCCAGACACUUGGAAUAGGGCAUGCUUUUUCUUCCUUCAUUUGGCUUUGUGGCCCUAUUACAGGCCUUGUGGUUCAACCUUGUGUUGGUAUCUGGAGUGAUAAGUGCUAUUCUAAAUAUGGAAGAAGGCGACCAUUUAUUCUUAUCGGAUCUCUCAUGAUCUCUGCUGCCGUGACAAUAAUCGGGUUUUCUGCAGACAUUGGAUAUUAUAUAGGGGAUACGAAGGAGCAUUGCAGUACUUAUAAAGGUACUAGAACUAGUGCAGCUAUAGUCUUUGUCGUUGGUUUCUGGAUGCUGGACCUGGCUAACAAUACAGUUCAAGGCCCAGCUCGCGCUCUUCUCGCUGAUCUAUCAGGUCCUGAUCAAAGGAAUUCAUCAAAUGCAAUAUUUUGCUCAUGGAUGGCUGUUGGAAAUGUCCUAGGGUUUUCUUCUGGUGCCAGCGGAAAUUGGCACAAAUGGUUUCCUUUUCUGAAAACACAAGCUUGCUGUGAAGCCUGUGCAAAUUUAAAAGCAGCCUUUUUAGUUGCAGUGAUCUUCCUCACGCUCUGCACUCUUAUCACUCUGUAUUUUGCUAAAGAGGUCCCUCUUGAAAAACCUGCAUAUGUAUCAGAUUCCGCUCCUUUAUUAGACAACGGUCAACAAUCUGUAAAUGGGAAUUUAAAUUCUAGUGGUCAUGCAUCUGGAGUCAAUACUGUGGUUGGUGGGAGUAAAAAUGUAAGUCCAAAGCUUCCUGAGUCAAAAAAUGAAGAUGAUCGGAUGGAAACUUUUACUGAUAGCCCUGGAGCAGUUUUGGUUAAUCUGUUGACAAGCAUGCGGCAUUUACCACCAGCAAUGCAUUCAGUGCUUCUUGUUAUGGCUCUUACUUGGCUAUCAUGGUUUCCGUUCUUUUUGUUCGAUACUGAUUGGAUGGGACGUGAAGUUUACCAUGGGAACCCAAAUGGGACUUCUGAUGAGAAACAUGCUUAUGAUCAAGGUGUAAGAGAAGGUGCAUUUGGUUUGCUAUUGAAUUCGGUUGUUCUUGGGAUUAGCUCCAUCCUUAUUGAGCCAAUGUGUCAGCGGAUGGGUUCAACUAUCGUAUGGGCAAUGAGCAAUUUCGUUGUGUUUCUUUGCAUGGCAGCAACAGCAAUCAUUAGCUUAUGUUCGGUCGUAGAAUAUUCUAGAAGGGUUGAAGGUGUCACUGGAGGGAAUCCAACGAUCAGGAUUGCUUCCUUAGUUGUAUUUGCAAUUCUUGGUUUUCCUCUUUCUGUUACAUACAGUGUUCCCUUUUCUGUUACGGCAGAAUUGACAGCUGAUACAGGAGGUGGCCAAGGAUUAGCUAUCGGGGUCUUAAAUCUUGCAAUUGUUGUUCCUCAGAUGGUUGUGUCCCUUGGUGCAGGCCCAUGGGAUGCUCUCUUUGGAGGAGGAAACGUGCCAGCUUUUGUUAUGGCAUCUUUUGCUGCCCUUGCUGGAGCUACUAUUGCAAUUAUGAAGCUUCCAAAGCUUGCAAGCAAUUCCUACAAAUCAGUUGGUAUGCAUAUGGGCUGACUACCCCUCUACCUUCUUCCCACAUCCAUCUCAAUGAGGCAAUCGACUGCGCUCCAACUCUGUAUAUGAUUCUCUGGCAACACUAGUGGAAGCUCCCUUGCCGGUUGGUACCCAAUUCACUGUUGCCAUAUUCAAAUUAAUUUUUCCCCCCUCACUUAGUUUGGCAAAUAGCUCAUACAGAAAACCGGAUCUUCAGAGCUGUCAGGGCUCUGCUUGUAUUUUUGUUCCUUGUUCUGAGCUUGAUCUCAAAGAUUUUGUAUAAUCAUCAACCCAGAGGGUUGAUCCACAAGUAGUCUGGAUGAGGACCAAUAGAGUCUACAUUAUUGGCGUCUUCAUUUGUAAUUGUAGAGCAUUGUAUACCCUACGAUAAACUUUGUAUGACCUCCUAUAUCAAUUCUUUUAUAUAUACUUCAUGAACGGAAUGUUGUAUCUCUACUGGUCGUACUAUAAUCAAGUCUUCUAUAUAUUUCAUGAAUGAACAUUGUAUCUCCAUUUUCAGGCA